This is a messenger RNA of Eremomyces bilateralis CBS 781.70, 1006 nucleotides long. RefSeq lists its product as uncharacterized. Gene Ontology annotation, molecular function: metal ion binding. The record is from RefSeq and is a predicted model, not a curated record. Gene Ontology annotation, biological process: superoxide metabolic process. The transcript is spliced from 3 exons. The coding region runs from base 455 to 1006 and encodes 183 amino acids. Lineage: Eukaryota; Fungi; Ascomycota; Dothideomycetes; Eremomycetales; Eremomycetaceae.
CGACGUCCUACAUACAAGUGUUCUCGGGAGUUAGAAUAAUAUACCCAGAUUGCUAUCCCCAUGGCUGGUUCGCGGGAACCAGGCGCUACUUCGCAAUAUAUAUUGCCCACCCGCCCCAUGACCAACAACUGAUCGCACUGAAACGAGGCAUUGAGGGGGACCCCAAGUAGUCGACACAUAUAUUAUCAUCUUUUAAUUAUCCUCACGAUGCGACGAAUCAAUCGGAUCGCAGCGGCAAGGGCCUCACGACUUGCAAUGCAGAAGAAACGCCUCGCCCGCCUUCCACUCUAACCGCCGAAAUCUAAAUCAAGCUCUAGGGUGCAUUGCUUGACAUGUGUCCGUCCGCCUUGGCCUAUAUAAAUCCGGCUCGCGCCACGUUCCUGAUCGACAAACCCGAUCGUCCGAGCCCCACCUAACUCGAAACAUCAGCCCGAUACGCGAGAUCUUCGCCAAGAUGCGCAGCGCGAUCCUCUUCUCUGCCCUUGCGGGCGUGGUGCUCGGCCAUGGCGGACCGACCGGCGCGCUGGGAAAUGCCAAAACGACAACGAACGCGGAUAACAUCAUGUACCAUGGUAGCCUGUCGAGCGAUACGGUAACCGGGUCCAUCGACAUUGUUGCCGGCCCCGCUGGGAAUGGGUUGUCUUAUAGCCUGAAACUGACCAAGGCGCCGACAAACGUGGGUGCGCUAUCGUACUAUAUCGCGACAAGCUCGGUGAAGGUCGGCGCAAGCUGCGAUGCCCUUGGUGGCGUGUUCGAUCCAUAUGUCCGAGGCGCGGACCCCGUUUGCGAGACUGAUGACCCGGCGACGUGCCGGGUUGGGGAUCUCAGUGGGAAAUAUGGGACAUUGAGGGUGACGUCUACCGGAACGGGCACGAAAUCGUUCUCCGACUUCUACACUUCGUCGACGAUCGGAGACUUUGCGUUCGUCGGUAACCGGAGCAUUGUCAUUUCCGAUUCGACGAACAAAGCGCAUGCGUGCGCGAAUUUCUUGAGGAUGGAAAUGUGA